UACUGGGGGCUUCCCCUCAGCCCAGCACCCCCCGGCACUUCUCGGAACCGCUCGCGGGCCCCGGCUCCCCGACACUACCCGGCACUCCUCCCCACUGCGAAACAUCCCUGCCGCACUAGCGUCCCCGUGGUAAAUUUUUUCGAUACGGACAGCUCUACACACCUGUUGAGUUUUCUUCAAUACUUGUCUAAAACGAUAAUUGUCACAUCAUGUUGUCUAGAACCAUUGCCAGAGCUUCAAGAUCUGUUACUCAACAGAAGAGAUUCUUGUCUUUACAUGAAUACCGUUCUGCUGCUCUUUUAAAGUCUUACGGUGUCGGUGUCCCUAACGGUGACGCUGCCACCACCGCCCAAGGCGCUUACGACAUUGCCAAGUCGUUGGGUACCAACGAAUUGGUCAUCAAGGCCCAAGCCUUGACUGGUGGUCGUGGUAAGGGUCACUUCGACUCCGGCUUGCAAGGUGGUGUCAAGUUGAUCUCUUCUGCUGAAGAAGCUAAGGACUUGGCUGGCCAAAUGUUGGGUCACAAGAUCAUCACCAAGCAAACCGGUGCUGCUGGUAAGGAAGUCACUGCCGUCUACGUCGUCGAAAGAAAGGACGCCAGAACCGAAGCCUACGUCGCUAUCUUGAUGGACAGAUCCACCCAAUUGCCAAUCAUCGUCGCUUCCUCCCAAGGUGGUAUGGAUAUCGAAGGUGUUGCCGCUGAAACCCCAGAUGCUAUCAAGACCUUCCCAGUUCCUUUGGAAGAAGGUGUUACCGAUGCUUUGGCCACCGAAGUCGCCUCCGUCUUGGGCUACACCGACGCUGCUAUCCCAGAAGCUGCCAAGACCAUCCAAAACUUAUACAAGGUUUUCACCGAACGUGACUGUACCCAAGUUGAAAUCAACCCAUUGUCUGAAACCCCAGACCACAAGGUCUUAGCCAUGGAUGCCAAGUUAGGUUUCGAUGACAACGCUUCUUUCCGUCAAAAGGAAGUUUUCUCUUGGAGAGACACCACCCAAGAAGACCCACAAGAAGUUGAAGCUGCUGAAUACGGCUUGAACUUCAUCAAGUUGGACGGUAACAUCGCCAACAUUGUCAACGGUGCUGGUUUGGCCAUGGCCACCAUGGAUAUCAUCAAGUUAUACGGUGGUGAGCCAGCCAACUUCUUGGACUGUGGUGGUACUGCCACCCCACAAACCAUUGAAAAGGCUUUCGAAUUGAUCUUGUCUGACAAGAAGGUCAACGGUAUUUUCGUUAACAUUUUCGGUGGUAUCGUCAGAUGUGACUACGUCGCUGAAGGUUUGAUUGCUGCCACCAAGAACUUCAAGUUGGACAUCCCAGUUGUCGUCAGAUUGCAAGGUACCAACAUGGCCAAGGCCAAGGAAUUGAUUGACAACUCUGGUUUGAAGUUGUUUGCCUUCGAAGACUUGGACCCAGCUGCCGAGAAGAUUGUGGAAUUGUGCCCAAAGAACUAAAUAGGUUAGUAUAGAAAUCUAUAUUGAGUGUUGAGAAGAGUGUAGAGCAUUGUUAGUACGCUGGAUAGGGAAAGAAGAUAAGUCGAGUAAUUGCAUCAUGGCGAAAUUGCUGACCAUAAUUGAAAACCUAUACUUUGACCUUUUGAACAUGACCCAAAUUCAUGACUUGUUGGCGGAAUGCCACCCACACCUGAAGACAUCGUUACAGCGGAUGACCCGCUAUUUUUGUAACGAGAAAGACGAUGAGACCAAGAUGGUGAGCUACCAUGUGCUGCUGAUUCCAUGUGAUCUUCUUCACUGGCAAUAAACUACAUGCCUGCCUUUCUACAGUCUAAUUGAUGGGGUGAACUCUUCACAGG
This is a messenger RNA of Suhomyces tanzawaensis NRRL Y-17324, 1813 nucleotides long. RefSeq names its product succinate--CoA ligase (GDP-forming) subunit beta (gene LSC2). Gene Ontology annotation, molecular function: succinate-CoA ligase (ADP-forming) activity; ATP binding. The transcript is spliced from 2 exons. The record is from RefSeq and is a predicted model, not a curated record. Gene Ontology annotation, cellular component: succinate-CoA ligase complex; mitochondrion. Gene Ontology annotation, biological process: tricarboxylic acid cycle; succinyl-CoA metabolic process. Lineage: Eukaryota; Fungi; Ascomycota; Pichiomycetes; Serinales; Debaryomycetaceae. Bases 210 to 1454 code for a protein of 414 amino acids.